AUGUUUGCGCUCCUGAUUCUUCUCAGCCACCUGCCCACAGUUACCUUCGCGUUUCCUCAUUGCACAAGAAGCCUUCAGGAUUCCGGGCAUGCCAGAGAGGAAGUCUUUACGUCAAAAGAAGAAGCAAACUUUUUCAUUCGCCGACGCCUCCUGUAUAACAGAUUUGACCUGGAGCUCUUCACUCCUGGCGACCUGGAAAGGGAAUGCAAUGAAGAACUUUGUAAUUAUGAGGAAGCCAGAGAGAUCUUUGUGGAUGAAGAUAAAACGAUGACAUUUUGGCAGGAAUAUUCAAUUAAAGGACCAUCCACAAAAUCAGAUAACAGAGAGAAAAUGGAUGUUAUGGGGCUUCUGACUGGAUUAAUUGCUGCUGGAGUGUUUCUCGUUAUUUUUGGAUUACUUGGUUAUUAUCUUUGCAUCACUAAGUGCAAUAGGCAUCAACACUCAGGUUCUUCGGCUCUCUAUGUAAGGCGGAGCAGGCACACUCCCUCGAUCGGUUCCAGAAGACCCGAAGAAGCUGCCUUAUCUCCGGUGCUAUCUCCUGUUGAGGACGCUGAAUUACCUUCUUACGAACAGGCAGUGGCACUGACCAGAAAACAAAAUGUUUCACCACCACCACCAUAUCCUGGGUCACCAAAGAGUUUUAGGGUAUUUAAAAAGUCGAUGUCACUUCCAUCUCACUAA
This is a messenger RNA of Ochotona curzoniae (black-lipped pika), 681 nucleotides long. It is a transcript of the gene PRRG4, whose product is annotated as proline rich and Gla domain 4. Gene Ontology annotation, molecular function: calcium ion binding. The transcript has 5 exons. Gene Ontology annotation, cellular component: extracellular region. The record is from RefSeq and is a predicted model, not a curated record. Lineage: Eukaryota; Metazoa; Chordata; Mammalia; Lagomorpha; Ochotonidae. Bases 1 to 681 code for a protein of 226 amino acids.